AACCACAAACUCUAAAACCAAAACCACAAAAAAAAAAUUAAUUGUAUGCAGGCACACAACUCUAAUAGCCGGAAAGGGAAGACUUUUACUUAACUACCAAAACUAACUAGCAAGUAACCAACACUUAUCCAGAUUAGUUACAAGGCGAAAAAUAUAGUGGUGACUAACCAAUUCAAUCACUGGUUGAAAGUGUGCUAGUGCUUCGAAAUAUGAUCUCAUUUCGAUUGCUUGCCAAGCCGCAUGCCGCGGCUAUUGGCAAGGUCAUGAUGAGAAGUAUGAUGAUGAAUCGAUAUAAGUGGCUCUCUCCAUUACGUAUAGGUACAUCAUAUGGGUCUAUACGGCCUGUUGGGCAUAGACAUUCAUUAACAUUAACACAAAACUUAAGGUAUUACAGCAGUGUGCCACGGAAUAAUAACAACCAUAACGAUAACCAUAAAGAUGAUGUGCCGGACAUUAAAGACCAGGACCAUCUCAAAGAACCCAUAUAUGAUAUAGCCCAAAUAAAUAGGCGGAAUCGAGAGCAAUUACUUUCAAAAGCCACCAAUAUGUUCUCAAGAUUACGGAUCCGAUUCAAAUGGUUGUUGAAGAAGUCCAAUCGACCUUUUAAUACUGAUGAUUAUUCGGCAGUAUUUUCAUGGCUUGUAGUUGGUAAUGCUUUACUUAUUGUUCUUGGUACAACAACUUUUGUAUCAAUAAUAAUUUUUACAGCUAAUACUGUAUUUGCUCAAGAAUUUGUGGCUAGAAAAUUAGGAGAAUUCAUAACUAAAAAUUCAAAUUUAACCGUUACUUUCGAACAUGCUAUUGUACCAGGUUGGUCUGAUGGAAAGAUUAGUUUUAAAAAAUGUUUUGUAAGUAAAAGACCUCGAUCUAAAAAGAAAUUUAUUAAGGAAUCACAGGCUGAAGCAUAUGCUGCUAGUUUGACUUCCGAAGAAGAAUUUGAAGAUGAUGGUAAUUAUACUCAAUAUGAUUUAACUAUGGAAGAAGUUAAUGUGACAUUAUCGUUUAAUAAAUGGGUUAAUGGAACAGGAAUUGUAGAAACUAUGGAAAUAAAAGGAAUGAGAGGAGUGGUAGAUCGAACUCAUGUACAUUGGGAUCCUGAUGAUGAUGCCACUAAUUAUAAGAAUAUUUAUCAACCAGGAGAUUUUGAAUUUGAAUCAUUCAAAAUGGAAGAUGUACUAUUUAAUUUGAAGCAACCCAAUGGUUUCCGACCCUUUGAUGUGGCAAUAUAUAGUUGUGAAUUACCUAAAUUAAGGAAACAUUGGUUAUUUUAUGAUUUCUUAAAUGCUAAUAUUAUGAGUGGAUCUUAUGAUAAUUCAUUAUUUACUAUUCAUAAGAAGCAGAGAUUAAAUGAUUUUGAUGAUCCUUCAGAUAUCAGUAAGAAUUGGAAACGAGUCACUAGACUUAGAGUAGAUAAUUUAAAUAUCGAUCAUUUAAAUAAGGGAUUAGAAGGUCCAUUUGGCUGGAUCACUAGUGGUCGAGUUGAUAUGAUUGGUGAUGCCAUGUUUCCUCAAAUAGAUUCUGAUUAUAAUAUGGGAGAAAUAGUGAAUAUUAUAGCAGAUUCUAUUAAAAAGGAAGCUAAUCGUUAUAAAAAUCCUCAAGUAACUAAACCACCAAAACAUCCUGAUCAACAUAUGAGAUUAACGAGUAAUGACUAUAAAGAUAUUAGCAAAUAUUUCGUACUUGAUUUAACUAUCAGAUUAAAUAAUGUUCGAGCAUCAGUACCAUUCCAAACUCCCGAAUUAAGUUAUAUUAAUUAUGCCUUGAUUAGACCUAUUGUAGGAUACAUUAAUUCCAAAAAUACAUUGAUUGAAAUAAAGAAUCGAGUAGUGAAAAACAUUCAAGAUUUUAGUGGAUCAUGGACAGUAUAUGAUUCAUUACUAAUGGAUGAUUUAUCUGAGGAGGUAUACGAUAAUUUUGUGGACUAUGUGGCAGAUGAAGAAGCUCGAAUGCUUCGAAUGAGGAAAGUGGGAUUCUGGUCAAUGCAAUUACUUCUUCAACUAAUUGUAUUUGGAUUAGGAGCAUUAGCAUGACAUGAGAGAAAUUAAGGGACUGACUACAAAAAAAACUUGUAAAUAUAUAUAUAAAUAGCU
Molecule: messenger RNA, 2090 nt
Organism: Scheffersomyces amazonensis
Lineage: Eukaryota; Fungi; Ascomycota; Pichiomycetes; Serinales; Debaryomycetaceae
Exons: 1
Coding region: 210-2030 (606 amino acids)
Biological process (GO): mitochondrion inheritance
Cellular component (GO): mitochondrial inner membrane
Source: RefSeq, a predicted model, not a curated record